This is a messenger RNA of Aspergillus piperis CBS 112811, 1782 nucleotides long. Its product is annotated as Zn(II)2Cys6 transcription factor. The coding region runs from base 1 to 1782 and encodes 593 amino acids. Gene Ontology annotation, biological process: regulation of DNA-templated transcription; DNA-templated transcription. The transcript has 6 exons. NCBI's taxonomy places the organism in Eukaryota, Fungi, Ascomycota, Eurotiomycetes, Eurotiales, Aspergillaceae. Gene Ontology annotation, molecular function: DNA binding; zinc ion binding; DNA-binding transcription factor activity, RNA polymerase II-specific. The record is from RefSeq and is a predicted model, not a curated record.
AUGGCGAACAAUAUUCCUCCGGCAUCGUCCAACCCACUCCAGGCACUGUGGGCUACCCCGGGGACCGGAAGAAGAAGAUAUACUUCCAAAGCAUGUGAAGAAUGUCGUCGUCGUCGAGCGAAGUGCGAUGGUUCUCGACCAGUUUGUGGCCGCUGCUUCGGGCGCCAUCUUUCCUGUCAGUAUUCGGCCAAGGAAGAUGGCCGUCAACCGGCCCCCAAAUCCUAUGUCGUCCUCCUGCGAGACCGCGUCGAGAUGUUGGAAGCGGUGCUGCGCAUGCAUGGCAUCACACCCACCCCGACGACUGGCACCGGAGGUUCAACGGAUGCGGAGGGGCUGUGUGAAGCCCUACAGGGCACGCUGACGCUCGAUCAAACCAUGAACUUCGACCAGGACGGGGAGCUCCGGUACUUUGGGCCUUCCAGCGGCCGGCAGCCGAUCCAACAGUAUGCGGGGGGUGGCGAUCUCUCUUCGUCCGAGCCCAGCGGGCAGUCCGACGGGAGCGGCCGAUUUCGGUCGCGUCGAGGGGUUAAUCGACUCUACCAGUCGAUGACCGAGGACGAUCAAAUCGACCCGACACUGGUGAACGAGCUUGUCAGCCUUUACUUCACUUGGGAGUGUCCAUGGGCGCCGGUGGUGGAUGAGGCGCUCUUCCGCCGAAGCUGGCAGGCGAAAGACGAUGAUCGCUAUUUUAGCCCGUCACUCUUCAACGCCAUCCUCGCCUGUGGGUCGCGCCAUAGUGAUCGAGUGGAGGUCCGCUCCGAUGCGGACGAUCCGAAUACGGCCGGCCGCCUUUUCUUGGAAAAGGCCGAGGUGCUCCUCUACUAUGAUCUCAAAUGCCCCAAUAUUGCCACCUUGCAGAGUCUCGUCAUUAUGGCAACCACUUACAUUGCAAUGGGUGCAGAAGCCGCCGGAUGGCUUCAUCAAGGGAUGGCGAGCCGCUUGGCGCAGGAUAUGGGUCUGAAUUUAGACUCGGUGCUUCUUCGAAGCUCGGCGAACCUCUCCAUGGAGGAUGUCGACCUCCGCAGACGAGUCUACUGGGCCCUGUAUUGCGAUGACAAGCUGGCCGCCAGUUAUACCGGCCGUGUGUGCACAUUGAUGGUAGAGUCACUCCUUUUCCUGGAGUUCUCGGUUACGCUGACAUCCAGCUGGCUUGUCAAAUGCGACUGCAGGGACAUGAUCACCGCUCACUUGGUCGCUUUUUCUUUGCUCUGCCAGAUCCUGGAGACGAUUUUGCAGUCACUCUGGGCCCCGCAACCCCUCUUGGAUGAAGCACAGCGCAGCGAGUUCUUCAACAAAUGUCUCCUGCAGCUCCGAUCGUGGUUCUAUGACCUCCCCCCACGGCUCCGGAUUGACCGCCCCAGUCAGUUUCCCCAUGUGUAUGUGCUACACAUGACCUACCACACUGGUUGUAUACUCCUGGCGCGACCAUUCCUGCGCUCCUGGCCGACAUCGGCGGAGAACACGCAAGAGGCGGCGCAGAAACUGUGUCGCAAUGCAGCGCGGGCAAUUCUGGCCACGGCACAGAAAUAUCAGCAACAGUUUAGUAGCUUCCGCCGGAGUCCGAUCUCGGCGACGCAUGCCAUCGUGUCGGCGGCGGUUGUCUUCCUGGGCGAGUACAGCGUAAAUGGCAUUGGGCGCAGCGAGAUCGAAAGUUGCCUGCAGGUGCUGGGGGAAUUGUCAACGUCAUGGAGCUGUGCGAAGCGGUUCUGUCAAAAUCUGCGAACAGCGCUGGACCGCUUGUCCCUAAUUACGAGCCAGCAUUGCCAGAUGUAUCUGUAUUAG